Molecule: messenger RNA, 2347 nt
Organism: Protopterus annectens (West African lungfish)
Lineage: Eukaryota; Metazoa; Chordata; Ceratodontiformes; Protopteridae
Gene: ARID3A
Product: AT-rich interaction domain 3A
Exons: 9
Coding region: 819-2300 (493 amino acids)
Biological process (GO): regulation of transcription by RNA polymerase II
Cellular component (GO): nucleus
Molecular function (GO): DNA binding
Source: RefSeq, a predicted model, not a curated record
UCUAUAAUGUUGUUGCGUAACAUACACAAAGAGCUGAGCAUUUGACGACAUCCCCUGCAGGCCUUGGCCCUUGUCGUUUAAGCCCGGCCUCUGAUUCAGAGGUUAGGAAUUUGCAUCUGAUCGCUAUUUGUCACCCAAUGAUUUGUCUAUCCAAGAAAUGUGCACGCCUAAGAGUGGGGAGGGGGUCGGUAUGUCCAAUUUAGCAGUCGCCCAUGAACUGUGCAAAAGAAAGGGGAAAAUAUAUUUUUAGAAUCUUAAGCAUUUCCUAUAUGGUUUUAGAUAAUAUAACAGGAGGAGAGGAUUAAGUUUUAUCUAAAACCCCGGACGCAUAUACGGGGGUAAAAGUUUUAUAACCCCGAUUACCGGAAUUACUGCAGGCAGUACACAGGGGAACCAUUUUCACCUGACUCGGGCUUGAAGACGGAUGCAGUAUCAAUGUACAAUACAAAAAGGAACAAAUGGCAGUAUCAGCAGUGUUUCAGGUCCGAAGAAAUAACAGACAUCCUGAAUGAUCCCAUCCAUCCCCACCCCUGCAGAAAAACUACUGAGUGAACUGAAGUGCAUUUAUGGUGGGAAAUCGUUGUUUCACCAGGCGAAGAACAGGGUAGUGUGCACAGACUAGCCAGGUGGCUCCAUAGCUUAGUAGUGUAUGGAAGGAUUUUGUGAAUGAAGAGUGGAAUUGACUCUCCUGCAGUUUUUCACUUGUGGAGUUUGGCUGCUAAUCGGAGGUCUGUUUUGUGGAAUUUGUAAAGUAAAAAUUGUAUUUUGAUUUUGCUUACUGUUGUGGACUAAAUUACUACUGAGAACACUAUCAAACCAUGAAGCUGCAGGCAGUAAUGGAAAAUCUGCAGAGGCAGCAGCGUGCACGGCUUCAGCAAGAAUUGGAAGCUAGGCAGCAGCAUCAGGAGCACACAACGAUGCGCUCAUCUAGUGCUUCAAGCCAGAACUCUGGACCACGAGGAGGAAAUAGUAAUGCUAACUGGACAGGUGUACGGCGGGAGGACAGUGCAGCUGCUGUUGAAGCUGCACCUACUGAAGAUGGAGAUUCAGAUCAUACACUGAUCCAACGUGCACAGAUAGCUGCCUUAGCUGCAAUGCGAGCAGCAGCUGCAGGACUUGAUUGUAAAGGUAGUCCAGGGAUGUCUGGUAGUAGCCAUUCUUCAGAUGAAGGGGAAGGGCUAGAGGAUGAAGAGGAAGAUGAGUUGGAACAAGGCAUUGACAGAUUUCGGGAUACAGGGUCUGAAGAGGAAGAUGACGAUUCCCUCAGGAAACGCAAAUGGGAUGAAGAGGAUUAUGAUGAUGAUGAGAUGGGGGAAGAAGGGUUUGAUGAAGAUUUGGAGGAGGAAGAAGCAGUCAAGCCAAGUCCAAGAGCAGUACAUCACAAGUCACUGCUCCAGCAGCAGCAGAAAGGAGAUGUACAGCAAUUAUCUUCUGGGCAAGAUCUGGCUGCCCGGCAAGCACACCUAGGCCAUUCACAGCUACAGCAACAGAUGCAGGACCAUGGGGACUGGACAUAUGAGGAGCAGUUUAAACAGCUGUAUGAACUGAAUGAUGACCCAAAGAGGAAGGAGUUUCUGGAUGAUCUCUUCAGUUUUAUGCAGAAGCGAGGUGGCAACAAGGGAAUGGCAGGGUUUGCAUGCCUGCUUGAUAGCAGCAGUAGUUCUGAGAUGGAAUAUCAAAUUCAGGAGAGUUUGAGGCAGGAUAAGAGGGAAAUUUUCAUGAUGAUAGUGUCUCAUUUGCUGCAGAUAGUGGAUCUUAAUAGCUGUUAUAUGAAUGCUCUCUGCUACAGAAAAGUGAUGGAGUUGUUUCCUUUGAACAGAUACAUGAAGUACCUGUAUCCAUAUGAAUGUGAAAAAAGAGCGUUAAGUAAUCCCACUGAACUUCAGGCUGCAAUCGACAGUAACAGGCGAGAAGGACGGAGACAUAGUUUCGGGGGAUCUUUGUUUACGUAUUCACCUACAGGUGCACCCACCAUUCUUUCCUCUCCUAAACUUCAGGUACCUUCUCUGGGUUUAGCAGCAGCAACCAAUGGCAGUCCUAUGACACCAAUUCAAAAAAUUAAAAAAGAUACACGACAAGAAACAGCAAUGAACCUGAGUCUGAAUGGCACAAACAGUAUCAGCAUGUCAGUGGAAAUUAAUGGAAUCGUGUACACUGGUGUGCUCUUUGCCCAGGCACCAGCCACAUCAUCGUCAUCAUCAAAUUAUACCAAAGGAAACCACAGCAAAAAUAGUGGAUCUCAGGGUGUCUCCACUGUCUCUGUGCCUCCUGCAUCUACCUCUAGUAACUCUUCGCCUUAACCAUGGCCGUACCUCAUAAUGCCAAAACCGCAUCUGUCACUGCAGAG